Molecule: messenger RNA, 2274 nt
Organism: Rana temporaria (common frog)
Lineage: Eukaryota; Metazoa; Chordata; Amphibia; Anura; Ranidae
Gene: ATP1B1
Product: ATPase Na+/K+ transporting subunit beta 1
Exons: 6
Coding region: 249-1160 (303 amino acids)
Biological process (GO): potassium ion import across plasma membrane; intracellular sodium ion homeostasis; sodium ion export across plasma membrane
Cellular component (GO): sodium:potassium-exchanging ATPase complex
Molecular function (GO): ATPase activator activity
Source: RefSeq, a predicted model, not a curated record
AUUAAGGGGGGGAGAAUAGAGAAGAUCUCGCCGGGUCCAAGUUUCUCCCUUUGCUUCUCGCCGGCAGCGCUGUCAUUGUAACAGCUUCCCCCCUUCCCCUCCACAUUCUUCUUAUGUGAUCGCCAUCCGCAGUGCCAAGUCUCAUCGCCUCAGUCUUCUAGCCCUCGUAACCAGGAAGCAGCACAAGGGAGGGACAUCUGACCAAUCUACAAAGCACAAGAAGACAAGUAAAAAAAAAAAACAGCAGCAUGGCCAGGGAUAAAGCCAAGGAGAGCGAUGGAAGCUGGAAGAAAUUCAUCUGGAACCCGGAGAAGAAGGAGUUCUUGGGUAGAACAGGUGGCAGCUGGUUUAAAAUCCUCCUAUUCUAUUUCAUCUUCUAUGGGUGUUUAGCUGGUAUAUUUAUUGGGACCAUUCAAGUGCUUCUGUUAACCAUCAGUAUCUAUGAACCAAAGUAUCAAGAUCGCGUAGCACCACCAGGACUCACACAGGUGCCCAGAGCUUUAAAAACCGAAGUCACCUUUUCAGUAAAUGACCCAGCGACAUAUGAAGAAUAUGUGAAUAGUAUAUCUAAGUUUUUGGACAAAUACAAUAGCAGCAAGCAGUUGGACCCAAACAUCUUUAGAGACUGUGCUGACCGACCAACAACCUACACAGACCAAGGACCAAUUACUGAAGAUGGUAGCCAGAAAAUGUCAUGUAAGUUUGAUAGGAGUUGGCUUGGAAAUUGCUCUGGUUUACAAGAUCCAACCUUUGGCUUUAAGGAUGGCAGGCCUUGUGUAAUCAUCAAGUUGAACAGGAUCUUGGGAUUUAAGCCAAAGCCCCCAGCUAAUGGAACUUUUCCUGAAAUCCCCGGAGUACCUUACAAUCCAUAUGUUAUUCCUAUUAUUUGCGCAGGAAAGAAAGAGGAUGAUCAACCCAAGAUCUUGGAUGUGGAAUACUUUGGAAUGGCAGGAAUUGCUGGAUUCCCAUUGCACUACUACCCUUACUAUGGAAGACUGAUACAGCCCCACUAUCUCCAGCCCCUUAUUGCUGUUCAAUUUAACGUCACCAUGGGCACUGAAGUCCGCAUUGAGUGCAAGGCCUUUGGUGAUAACCUAGGCUAUAGUGAUAAAGACCGCUUUCAGGGACGUUUCGAUAUCAAAUUUGACAUAAAGAGCUGAUUAUAGGCACAGCUUGGGUAAUAUCAUAAUCUAAAUUCAAUUUAACAAAAAAAAAAAAAAAAAACUUUUAGUCUUGAACAAACAGUCAUGUAUGGGACCUACACUAAAUAUAUAUGCUUUACACUAGCUUUCUGCAUUUACUAGGGUUAGAAUGUAAAAUCAAGGUGUAGCAAUAGCAACGAGUAUUUAUUAUACUGUAAAUUUAGAAAAAUGAAUAAAUGACUUGAACCUUGGGACAUGCCCAUUUUGCUGUAAAUUAUAAUUCCAUAAUCGAAAUGUAGUAAGCAGUGUUUCUGGCCCCAGUAUAUAUUGCUACAUUGUGUAUUUUAUUUUUUUAGUGUACUUGUACAGUAGCAUAUGUGCAGACUCUACAGUAUCCGCCAAGCCAUGUUUUUGUUGUGUGAUCUUCCUUUAUGUGAUCAAACCUGCAGUCCAAGGUGUAAAUACUCUAUAAUGGGAAUAAAACUGGCAUGGUAUUUUUGUUUUUGUAAAAGAUGGCCAACCAAUAAGGAUAUUUAAUAGCACUCCAUGAAGUCAUGUCAGUGUGGCAUUGAUUUUAUUUAGAUAAGGGGGGGGGGGGGGCGGUUCUUUCCUGUUUUCUGUUUAGCUUCACUUACAUUUAUGAGGUGAUGGUUUGUGCUGUGCUUUGUAUUUAAUGCAUAUUUUUUUUUUUUUUUUAAUUCAAUCCUCCCCUUAUUUCUUAUUUUAUUAAGGUGUGUUGAGGCCUGGGUCAGACUGUCACUUUUUUUUUGCAAGGAAUAGGGCUAAUUGUUUUUAGUUAUACAUGUUGUGUUUUUUUUUUUUUUUUUUUUCAGGAAGCAUCAAAGUUUGGUGCUGUGUCUUUACAAAUGUUUUAACCAUUUUCAUGGUGGAAGAAUUUUAUAUUUAUGCAGUUGUACAAUUUUAUUUUUCUUCAAGAGAAAAACUAAUGUAUGAAAUAAACCAAAGUCACGUGUUGAAAAAUAAAUCUUUAUUUAAAAAAAAAAAUGCAAUGCAGUAUCCAUAGGAUGUAUCAUGUGUCUACUGUGUGCACAUUGUUCAAACAUCUGUAAUAUUUGCAAAGAGUACAAUGCUCUUUCAGUCAAAACAUCAGACAAUAAAAUGAAUAAAUCAA